ACGCCGAACCGGAACGGCGUGACGGCGGCGGGGGGACGAUCCACCUGGGGGCCAGGAAGAGGGAAAGGCGCGCCGAACCCAGGGCCAGUACUGCAGGCCGCACCGCUGUCACACCCGGACUGCCUAGAGGCGCCGCUGUCCCCGCCCCUUCCGUGGCUGGGGUGGCAGGUGGCGCGCACCCCCUGGAUCUUGCUGGCGUCCUUGAUGCUGACAGCGGCGCUGAGCACGCGGCUACCUGUUACCCUACCCAAAGAGAAAGAGGAAGACCUAGAGGAGCAGUACACCCCGGUGGGGGGCCCGGCCAAGGCGGAGCGGCGCUUCGUGCAGGGCCAUUUCACCACCGACGACUCCUACCGCUUCUCCGCCUCCAGGAGGAGCACCGAAGCCAAUUUCGCCUCGCUUCUGGUGAUCUCCUACAGCGACUCACUGCUGGACCCGGCCACCUUUGCAGAAGUCAGCAAACUGGACGGUGCGGUGCAGGAUCUGCGUGUGGCGCUGGAAGACGGAAGCCAGAUCCAGUACCAGCAGGUGUGCGCGAGGAACAGGGCGCUCUGCGUGCACCCCAACCCGCUCCUGCACGCCUGGCAGGUGGACAAAACGCUCAACCUGAGCAGCAUCUCCUUCCCCAUCUACCACCACGGCGGGCAUCCCCUCUACCUGACCGGCUUCUUUGGAGGACGCAUCUUGGGGGGCAGCCUAGGAAUGGGCCACUUACUCCUGCGGGCCAAAGCCAUGCGGCUGCUGUACUACCUGAAGACCGAGGACCCUGAGGACAGGGUGCAGAGCAAGCAGUGGCUCACCCAUUUCCUCGACCAAUUUACCAACAUUACGAACACCUUGGCCUUGAAGAAAAUUGAGGUGGUCCACUUUACAUCACUUUCCAGACAACUGGAAUUUCAGGCAACUUCUAAGACUACGAUCCCUGUGUUUCACCUGGCACACGUUCCCAUCAUUCUGUUUGCAGUCGCGUCAUGCUUUAGAUUUUAUUGCAUACGAAACAAAAUGUGUGUUGCAGCCUUCGGAGUGAUUUCUGCUUUCUUGGCAGUGGUGAGCGGCUUUGGCCUGCUGUUGCACAUUGGGGUGCCAUUUGUCAUCAUAGUUGCCAAUUCGCCAUUUCUUAUUCUAGGUGCGUGGUGGCGAUGCUGCCCGAGUGGGCUGAGUGUCGUCUAUGUGCAUGGAGAAAUCCGCGGCGGGCAGUGA
Cercocebus atys (sooty mangabey) is the source of this 1200-nucleotide messenger RNA. RefSeq names its product patched domain containing 3 (gene PTCHD3). Lineage: Eukaryota; Metazoa; Chordata; Mammalia; Primates; Cercopithecidae. The record is from RefSeq and is a predicted model, not a curated record. Gene Ontology annotation, cellular component: membrane.